UUCAUUGUCAGCUUCCUGGAGCCAUUUUUCAGCCGCGGCGGUGGCAGGGAGGUCGGAGCCGGGGCCCUAUCACACAUAGCCGUACAAUCCGCUUCCAUCUGCCCCUCCCGGUGCUCGAUAACCCUCGGACGAGCUCACCCCAUGCACCGAGGGGACCUGCUCUAACCACAGCCCCGACUAUUUCCAGGGUACACGCCGGGCCCAACUGAUUACGGGGGUCAGAAGGAAGCGAGCGAGUGUACCCGGGAAAAGAGCGGCGCGCAGGGAGGAGGCUGCUCCGUACGAUGAGGAAAGGAAGCCACCCCGGGCACGACAAGCUGCUGCUCCCCGGUCUCCAGGGCUCGGACAAGAGCUCCACUUUCUCGGGGGGGUUUGUGGCCGGGGGCGGCACAGCCAGUGUGCUCGGUGCAGGAGGCGGCGGCGGAUACCUGCACAUCCUGUCUUCCCCCGGCCCGGUCCACCAUCCUCAGCACGGACUAUGUGCUCCCGAGCAGCAGCACCAGGCGGCGGCCAGCUUCAUCUACUCCACCCCGCACGGACCCGCAGCUAGAGCCGGCCUACUGCAGCCUUCAGUGGGGCGCCCUCCGGCCAAGCGACGAUUAGAACUUGGAGAUGGAGGUCAUCAUUAUCUCGCUGAAGGAUUAAAAACGCCAAAAGGCAAAGGAAGGGCCUCUGUUCUCUGCCCAGAUAGUCCAAAAACUCCAAAAUCUCCAUUAGAAAAAACCCGUUAUGACACCUCCCUUGGCCUUUUAACUAAAAAGUUCAUUCAGCUUCUUAGUCAAUCCUCUGAUGGUGUUGUGGACUUGAAUAGAGCUGCUGAAGUCCUCAAGGUGCAAAAAAGAAGAAUCUAUGAUAUUACAAAUGUAUUGGAAGGGAUUCAUCUCAUAAAAAAGAAAUCUAAAAACAACAUUCAGUGGAUGGGCUGCACACUUCCUGAUGAUGGCUAUAAUAUGGCUCGAUGCCAAGGGCUUUCCAAAGAACUCUCGGAGCUCAGUCAAGAAGAGAAGAAACUGGAUGACUUGAUACAAAGUUGUACCUUAGAUCUGAAACUUUUAACUGAAGAUUCAGAGAACCAAAGGUUGGCUUAUGUAACCUAUCAAGAUAUCCGAAAAAUUAGUGGCCUUAAGGAUCAAACUGUUAUUGUUGUGAGAGCUCCUCCUGAAACUAGACUUGAAGUGCCUGACCCAGUUGAGAGUUUACAGAUACACUUAUCUAGCACUCAAGGAGCUAUUGAAGUUUACUUAUGCCCUGAAGAAAGUGAAUCCAGUAGUCCAGUUAAGCAAAGUAAUCCCGAUCAGAAUGGGAACCUUCCAAAGCCGAAUUCCAAAGAGUUUCUGUCGCCCAACAUAGAAAAUGUAAACUGUAAAGUGGAACCCAUUUCUCCCUUAACAUCUCCAACCAACCUGCUACAGCAAACGGAGGAUCAAAUACCUUUGAACCUUGACAGUCCUUUUGUGAACUUGCUUCCCCCUCUCAUUCAUGAGGACUAUUUGCUAAGUCUUGGCGAAGAGGAGGGCAUCAGUGAUCUCUUUGAUGCCUAUGAAUUGGAGAAAUUGCCAUCACUUGACGACUUCAUGUGCAGCUGAUCCAUUUUUGCAAUCUGGCCACUAUGGAUUGUCUAAUACGGAAUGCAGUUGGAAUCUGAGUUGGCAUCCUCUACUUGACACCCUAUUUGCCUCUCCCUUUAAAAGGCAUGUUUUAAUUGGUGCAGCAAUAGCUGUAAAAAGUGCAGUUAUUUGAUGAAAUAUACUUGAGGCUAUGCAAACUUACACGACUACGAUGAUGCUCCGGGGUUGCUGAAGGCACAAAUCAAUAACUUGAAUCAAUUUAGCUUUCUAAGUCUUAUCUCAGUACUUGGUCUGGUGAAGUCAGUCUGUGCCUUCCUGUACUUUGCGUUCUCCCCAGCCUAUGUGGAGAAACUCCACAAUAAAUAUGAACUUUUUUAUUUUUACUUUUGCUUAUGCUGUGCACAUUUUUUUUUCAUUUAACUUUUAGGCCACCUCUUAAUCUAUAAGUACAAGAGCCCAAAGAAAAAACCUUGCAUGUUACAUGUACAAAAUACCUUUGUAUGUGGAGGGGUGCACAUGGUGGUGUACCCCUUCAUGGUGCCCUGGCUCCACAAUAUCUUGCAGUGCUUACUCUGAACUGGGGUUUAAAGUGCCUAUUCAAUGCAUUAUGUACUAGGAGGGGAAGUUUCUAAUUUAUCUAUUCUAAUACACUGUUUUCCACGUUUGUGUUAAUUCUGAUGUACAUUACAAUAUGUAUAUUGUAAUACGGUGUGACCAAUCUUCCCAUAUAAUCAUGGGCAAAUUAAGUUGUUUACACAAGGAAUUCCCAAGGGGAGUUCGUCAUGACCCGCUCUAGUUAUUUUUCAUUUUUGUGUGUAAAGCAAGCCUGUUUCAGAAUUACUGAAUUAUGUCUUGCAAUAAAUAUGCUUUAAUCAAAUCAUGUGACCUAAAAUAUGCAGCUUUGAAAAGGUAUAAUGGUGCAUUCACUUGUCAGUUUUGUGCCUGCCUCUUCUGUUGGUUAUCAAAUUGUAUACUUUAUUAUUUUUUUUUUAUUAUUUGUGUAUUAUGUAUCAGUGACGGGUUUUAAGGGUAUAUUUGCACAUGGCAAGUCUACUUCAGAUUUUCUGCAUUGGAAAAAUUGACAGCACAUGUGGCCAAAAUCUUCCAGAAAUAUCUUCGGUUUUAUUGCAGAAAUGCUACUCAUUUGCCACAAAUUUCAAGCUCUGCAAUGCAAAUUGAUAUGCAGGUUUAAAAUCAGUGUGUCACAUUAUGUGCGCCACACUUUCCGCAGAAUUAUGGAUGAGAUUUUUGAAAAACCUCAUCCACUUUGCUACUACUGUACAAUGCCGCACGUUCGCUGCAAAUAAAUCCGCAGAAGCAAAUCUGCUAUAUUUAUGCCAUGUGAGACAUACCCUAUAGAUUGUGUUCCUAUGCAUUGAUCACACAGUUUUCCCAAUGGUUGUUCAAUGAUUCCUAAAACUAGACCUAGGAUGAACGUAUUACUGCUGGCUGCAAACUUUGUUUCUGCAGGGGAAAUAUUUUAUUGUCUGACCUUUCUAUACAUAGGCUGCCAAGAGUGAGCUGGGGCGGGGGGUCCAAAGUUAACCAUUCUCCUCAAUGUCGUAUGCCUUGAAGGGAGUAUAUGGAAGGAGGCGGACUAGGUUUGAUGUGCACUGAAUCAUCUUGACUCCACCUGUUUGUCCCCUCAGAGCAUAAAUAGUUGAGGUAAACCGUACACCCUUAAGACCCUAUUAGAAGGCAUGAUAUUUGGGCAGGACGAGCGCAGAUGGAUGAUGAACACUGACCUACUACAGUCUAUUGCAAAGUGAAUAUGGAGAUGAAUGAUUACUACCGCAAGUCGUUCCUCCCUCAUUUGGUUCUAUUAUCGAGAGCAUAAUGGCUGAUUACACCGGGCAAUGUGCUGCUGAUUGCGCAUCUUUCAUCCUGGUGAUCGGCUACUCGAUUAUAUGGAGCAAGCAUUCCUAUGAACGUUUGUUUCUGCUAAUUAGCCCAAAUAUCAUUCUAACAGGACCUGUAGAUUGCUGAUGGCCUCCCUCCGAGCGCUCUGUGAGGAAAGGUGAAUAAGCUGCUUGUCUCCAGUUAAAACAAAGGAUUGGGCAUGCUAAAUCCCAAUACGCCUGAUCUUUAUCUGUUGGGUGAGUCGCUACAGCCCCACAUACAUUGAGUAGCUAGCUGGUACUUUCAGAUGCAGCAGAUGUCUUAAGCCUGGGAUGGCCAACCUGUGGCUCUGCAGCUGUUGUAGAACUAAAUUCCCUCCAUGCCCUGCUGAUGGCUGUAGGCAGUCUGGGAGUUGUAGUGUUGUAACAGCUGGAGAGCCGCAGGUUGGCCAUACCGGUUUUAAGUUGUAUGAGCACCUUUUUCUUUUUAGAGGCAGAGUGAAUGCACCAUUGUUCAGAUCUAUCUCGCAAGCUUGCUGGCAUUUUAGCUGCUAUCCAGGUUUUACAAAUCCUCAGAAAAUGAAAGCAUUUGGGAACAUAUAUGAACUAGUACAAUGUGAACAGUGUUACUCGCAUGUGUGUGGUACUGUGUGUGUGUACACCAUUUUUUAGAAUUUCUUUACAAGUCUAUCUAUAGACAGGAGACCUGAGAACAUGCUAUUAGGAAGACUUAAGAUAUUUUUGUAUUUUAUUUGGGUCCUUAAAUUAAGAUUAUUUAACAUUUAUAGUCAUUGUGGAGCAAGAACUUUUUUUAUUUUAUUUGUGGGGUGUUUGUGGGUUUGUUCGUCUUUCUGCAUGGAUAGGAACAAUUCACUAAAGUACAUUUUAAUGGAGAAACUUGAUUGAACUUUGUGGUUUUAGAUUAAUUGUAAAAUAAUGUAAAAAAAAAAGUUUUAAUGCUAUUUGUAUAUAGAUCAUUUACAGGAUG
Bufo bufo (common toad) is the source of this 4394-nucleotide messenger RNA. RefSeq names its product E2F transcription factor 3 (gene E2F3). Gene Ontology annotation, molecular function: RNA polymerase II cis-regulatory region sequence-specific DNA binding; DNA-binding transcription factor activity, RNA polymerase II-specific; protein dimerization activity. Gene Ontology annotation, cellular component: RNA polymerase II transcription regulator complex. Bases 285 to 1586 code for a protein of 433 amino acids. Gene Ontology annotation, biological process: regulation of transcription by RNA polymerase II. NCBI's taxonomy places the organism in Eukaryota, Metazoa, Chordata, Amphibia, Anura, Bufonidae. The transcript is spliced from 7 exons. The record is from RefSeq and is a predicted model, not a curated record.